CCCACCAAAUAGCAGGUUCAAACCGGUCCGAUCCACAUAUCUUCUUCUGAUGGUAAAAGUGCACACCUCCUACAUUCCCUAAUACCUAUUUGACUUGUUUCUUAUUUGGAGUCGUGAUAUAGAUCAAAGAAAAGGGAUUCAAGUACGACCAGAAACAUUUCCAAAAUGUCCCUCACGGACUCCACGGCAACAGAGAUCGCUAAGACUGCGUCUAUUGCCUCUCGCCUCCUCGCAACCCUUGCGGGAGCCGAGCGGAAUGACGCACUGACAGCGCUCCACGAAGCCAUCUUGAACAGCCGGGAUGAUAUACUAGCAGCAAAUUCGAGAGAUGUCGCCGCCGCUGAGCGCGCAGUUGAAGCCGGUAUACUGAAUCAGAGUGUCCUCAAAAGGCUCGACCUGUCGCGACCAGGGAAGUUUGAGGACAUGCUACAGGGUAUCUUAAGUGUGAGAGAUUUGAAGGAUCCAGUUGGAAAUGUUACUCUAAGGACACUGCUGGAUGAUGGCUUGACCCUUGAAAAGGUCAGCUGUCCUAUCGGGGUGUUAUUGAUCAUUUUCGAGGCUCGCCCUGAGGUCAUUGCCAACAUUGCUGCUCUUGCAAUUAAGUCUGGCAAUGCCGCUAUUUUGAAAGCAGGCGGCAAGGAGUCCAAUGAGUCAUUUAUCACAAUAUCGAAGGUAAUUUCGGAGGCUAUCGCACGCACUCAGGUCCCGAAGUCUUCUAUUCAGUUGGUGCAGACAAGAGAGGCUGUCUCUUCUCUGCUCGCUGAAAAUACCUACAUCGACCUAGUCAUCCCGCGGGGCUCCAAAGAUCUCGUCCGUUUUGUCCAGGAGAAUACCAAGAUCCCUGUUCUUGGUCACGCUGACGGUAUUUGCUCGUCAUAUAUACAUCUGGAUGCAGAUCUUGAUAUAGCUGUGAAAGUCAUCGUGGACUCCAAAACCGAUUACCCGGCAGCUUGCAACUCCCUAGAAACAUUACUUGUCCAUGAGGAGGUACUCGAGAGUAUAUUACCUGCUGUUGCCGAAGCUCUCCUGGCUAAAGGAGUAGCGCUUCGGUGUGAUCAGCCUUCAAAAGUGGCGCUCCUGAGCAGAAUUGCUGCUACACAGCGACCUUUGAUCCAGGAUGCUAUCGAGUCUGAUUACGAGACCGAGUUCCUGGACCUUGUUCUGGCUGUAAAGACAGUACCUCGUGACAGUGCGAACCGAACAAGCCUCGACUUUGCGAUUGAUCAUAUCAACACCCACUCGUCAAAACACACCGACAUGAUAAUCACGAGAUCGAGAACGGCUGCCGAACGAUUCAUGAAUAGCGUUGAUAGCGCAGGGGUUUUCUGGAACGCAUCCACGCGAUUUGCGGAUGGCAUGCGAUACGGUUUCGGCACGGAAGUUGGAAUCAGCACAAAUAAGAUCCAUUCGAGAGGACCUGUCGGCUUAGAUGGAUUGACAAUCUAUAAGUAUAAGGUCCGGGGACAGGGUCAAAUGGCGUGGGAUUAUUCCGCAGGGGGCGGCGGUCGAGGAUGGAGACACGAGGCUCUACCAUUGUGA
Molecule: messenger RNA, 1539 nt
Organism: Aspergillus homomorphus CBS 101889
Lineage: Eukaryota; Fungi; Ascomycota; Eurotiomycetes; Eurotiales; Aspergillaceae
Product: glutamate-5-semialdehyde dehydrogenase
Exons: 4
Coding region: 166-1539 (457 amino acids)
Molecular function (GO): glutamate-5-semialdehyde dehydrogenase (NADP+) activity; NADP binding
Source: RefSeq, a predicted model, not a curated record